Messenger RNA from Astyanax mexicanus (Mexican tetra), 4661 nucleotides. RefSeq names its product coiled-coil domain containing 142 (gene ccdc142). Bases 100 to 3201 code for a protein of 1033 amino acids. The transcript has 13 exons. Lineage: Eukaryota; Metazoa; Chordata; Actinopteri; Characiformes; Acestrorhamphidae. The record is from RefSeq and is a predicted model, not a curated record.
UUGUGGUUGUGUGUGUAUAGAGGGGGGAUUAGCGAGGCUGCGCUUAAAAUCAGGAGAGAUGAGAGAAGUGAAUUAGCUAAGCUGUGGGCUGAGAUUAGGAUGGCUCAGAUGUCUGCUAACCAGCAGGAGGGGCAGAGUGAACCAAACAAGCCUCCUCACAGCACUGCUGCUGCUGCAGACAGAGUGGAGCAGUCUGCUGUGACUGACAGCUCUGAGCUCCUGGCUUCUGAAGAUGAACAGAGAAAGCCAAUCGUCUGUCCAGAAAUACUGUCUGAGGAGUAUCUUUCAAGGGACAAGUAUGAUGGUUCUCGAUACCACUGCCCGUUUACGAAGUCCCUUCAGAAGGCAGAGGCUCUGUUCCGGAUACGCUUCAACCCCAGUCUGAAGUGGCUCCUGAGGCAGAAGGGAGAUGGCAGCUGCUGGGAUUACGAAAAUGAGGAUAAUUUUGUGGCCUGUCAGAAUCUGACCUCCCGCUCCUCCAUGCGCCUCCAGCGCCUCGAGCACAACCUGCUGAGCCUCAGUUCUCAGUGCCGGGUGCUGCGCGGCGUGAGGGGCUGCUUGCAGGGAUGCGUUACGGGUCUUUCUGCUUCUGGAGAGGCGGAUUUUUACCACCAUCCUCAGGCAGCAGCUUUCAGCCAGCACUACGUUCAGCUUCAGCACCUGCUGGAGCAGCGGGCUCAGCUCCUGUUCCUCCACGAGUUCGGCCGCAGGUCUCGCGUGGCUAGCUGCUUCGUGACGCGGUUGGGUGAUGUCCUGGAAAGAGCCCGUCUCUUGCUGUUGGCCGGUGGAGGAGGUCCGGCUGCAGGGCUGCCCAGCAGCUCUACCUGGAACCUGGGGCUUCAGGCUAUGUGUGAGGAGCUGCAGCUUCACGUGAGCCACUGGGACCUGCUGUGCGCGAGAGCACGCUCUGACCUGUUCUUGCGACCCGUUCUUUUUAACCACUCUGAGAUGCUCGGCUCCAUGAGGAAGGCCCUGUCGAUGCUGGGUCUACAGGCUUUGCUGUUGAUGGAGCGCUGCAUCCACACGGCCCUCCUGGCUCUCGCUGCUGCUCAGCUCGGACGGGUUCCCAGAGAUGCUUUAGAGGACUUGGUGGCUGCUGUAGAGCUUUAUAAUCAUAUCGUGGCUCAGAAAAAAGCGACAACCUGGAGUUCGCAGGUUUUAUUCCGCUCCAACUGGUCUCAAAUUAGUCCAGGCUUUUCCAGGAACAGUGCCGAACCUGCUCCGUUCCCGGUGGUCCAGCUGAUGAAGAUUUUGGCUCGGAGGCGAGCGCAGAUCGCAUCAGAGCAGCUCUAUUACUGGACAUCUCAACAAACAGACCUCAUCUCUCUAUCAGGGCAGCCCAGCACUGAGUGGAGCGACUCUGGACCCUCAGAUCCUCCUCAGCCUUCAUCAUUUACCUCAGCCUCGAUCACAGCCGAGAAUUCACCCGACCCCCUCUCAGACGAUCCUCCAAAAAAGCAUCUCCACACUUCCUGGUCUUCCAAUCUGCCCCUCUCCACGUUUGUCCGCCGGGACCGAGAGUAUCUGGAGACUCUUUUUCAGGUCCUGGUGUCCUCCACAGACCUGCUGGCUCCUCAUAUUCCCAAAAGACCUCCGUUAGACAGAGCUCACACUGCAGACGGAGCGAUGGACAGUAGCCGCAGGGCCAGCGAAGGAGAGGAAAAGCUUCCAAACAGAGCCAAAACCGCCUCCAGCAGACACAAAGCCAUUCAGUGGAUGGACCUGAGCAAGUCUGACGCCUGUGUGGAGCUUUUCUCUCAGUACAGAGACAUGCUGUGGAACCAGUUUAACAGAUCUGUUAUAAAUUGCUUUUAUUACCAGCCUCACAGUGACAGGCUGGGUAGUGUGAACCAGUGGAAUUAUCAGAUGAUGUUCCUCCUGGGGAAGUGGCUGCAGCAUGCCUGUAAAGAAGAACUCGUUCCAGCAGAAUCCAAGGAUGUUUUGAAUAAAUUCUGCUUCCAUAUUUUAUCUACUGCUGCCUUCAUGCGUUGGGAUGAUAUGAUGUGUGCGUCUCUGGGUUUGGGGGUGAAUGAUAAGUGUUUACCUCGGCCUGUGCCGGAGAACUCUGCGGUCAGAACCGCCACCAUGGACCUCACCAUCCAGCUGUUCCCUCCUCUGUUCUGUGUUCUCCACCUGCUGCAAACCCCAGACCCAAACUCAGUAGGUGAGGAGGAAUCGGGCUGUAGUGUGUAUUAUCUGAAGUUGCUGCGCAGAGCUGUAGCCACUGUUCAGUCCUCUACGUUCUGGGUUAUGAGUAAAGCCUAUCAGUUUCUGGCUGCGUGGGCUCUCAAUAAGUUCCUGCUGGUAACACAAGGAGAUCUGAAGGUUCUGAGGAGGACAGUAGAGGUUUUGGCUCAGCAGCUGGAUGUUGUGGGUGACGGUGCUGAACAUCCUCUGAUUGUCCAACACAACCUCCAGCUAACUCGAGCAGUUUCACAACUACAGGCUUUCUCUGAGCUCGUCUUAAGGAUCUUUUCUAUGGACUGCAAGAAAAUGUCUGUGGAGAUUUUUGAGCAAACCAUGCCGUCAGCAAAACACUGGAGAGUGAACUAUAAAUCAGAAUUACCCAGCAGUCCGAGUGAGUACGCAGCGUCUGCAGCUCAGAGUGUGAUUGGUCAGGUGAUUGAAGGAGUUCAGCCUCUUCCAGAUGAAGCUCGAAUUCCAGCUCUUACUGAAGCCAUGACCGCUUUCAUGGAGGCCUGGAUGGAGCACAUCCUCAAACAGAAGAUCAAGUUCAGUAUUCAGGGAGCUCUGCAGCUGAAGCAGGAUUUUGACCUGAUCCGAGAUCUGAUUUGUUCAGAGGAGUACAGCCUGUCGGAGGAGCUGCACCACAGACUGCUGUCUCUGAGGGUUUUUCAGCAGGUGGACGGAGCUAUAGUCUGUCUGCUGCAGCAGCCUAUGGCCAAAACAUACGUUCUGUCUCGAGGAUGGGAUCCCUUCAGACGAUGCUGUCCAAAGCGAGGUCAGGUAGUGGACCAGGCAGCCGGCAGCCUCAAUAACCUGGAAACUAUGGACAUCCAGCCAAUGUGCCACCAGGCCCUGACCCAGGCGGAAGGCUCUGUGACCCCGGAGCUGCUCUCCACGGCUCCACCUGAGUCCUACCUGGCUGUGGCCCAACAGGAGUGGCUGGACCUGCGAAUUCACAGCGGCUCUCGCUGGAGACUCCCCGGCUUCCAGUGUUUCUCUAAAUCUGAGUCCUGAAUCACUGACCUGAAAACACAGAGAUCUGGAUUAGUAUUACAUCACCCAGAAAACAUUUCAGAGGAGAACGAGGGACUGAACUUCCUUUCAGAUUUACCUGGAAAUGGAAAUGCCUUUAAAAAAGCAAUUUUAAGAACAUUCUGAGAUUUCAGAUAAUGCCUGGACCGUUUUAAAUGUGAUUAAAGUGAUGAGAUGAAAUAGUUUAUCUAGUAAACAUGUGGUACAGUACAUGUUCUGGUUAAGAAGGGUCCUGCAGUAAAUAGAUAUUAUUAGGAAAUGUUUCCGCAUUAAUCACCUAAUAACCUCUUCAUGGAAAUCCACCCAGGCUCUUGGUUUAAUUCCAACCUAAACCUGAAACACCUCCUCAUCCAGUUGAUCAAGAGUGUCAAUCCUCUGUCUCAGACUGAGAGCUUCUGUAGCGUGCCAGACGCUUAAUAGUGCAGGAAGUGUGUUCACCCUGGGCACAGCAUGCCAGGGAUUUAGAGCACUUUAAUCCCAGGUGAGACGCUGCACACUGUUUGCUCUCAGCAGAAAUACACUGCAGUACAGGUUUAGAUUUAGUGUCUAGAUCUGGCCCAAAAAAUGCCCCCAGACCCGUCCCGAGCCCGAGUCCAACCCGCUCCAGACACUGUCAUUAUGAGCCCGAGCCUGAUUUAAACCCCACAUUUUUUUGUAAUUAGUGUGUUAAAACUGAGCUUUUUACAAAUCUUUUCAGGCUGUUUGAAUGAGCUAAAUCUGUUCAGAAUGUUAAUGUUAAAUAACAUUGCAACACUGAAGAAGCACAGACCUAUUAUCUUAAUAAACAUAAGAAAAAUGUUUAAUAAUAACAGCUAAAUGCAGCGCUGCAAAUCAGAUGCGGACAAGUGGUGAUUAUAACAUUCUAACUUGUGCAAGUUUUAUUUAAAAACAGUUUGAUUUGUUAAUUUGCUAUUUUGCGUUUAUCACGCCAUAGCAUUAUAUAAAAUAACUAAUAGCCUUAAAAACAGACACCUACUAUACAGACCAUUUUCUUGAAAAUAAGGGAAAAAUAGCUACUUUUAAUAAUAAUAUUUUUGUAAAUUUUAAUGCCUUUUUGAACAAGAAUGUGAAACCAAUUGAGAACUGUUACUACGUGUGCAGCUGGUAUUUUUAUAUCAUUUAUUUUGUUCAUUAUUUCAAUAUUUUAGUAUGAUAGAUAUUUUUUUCAUAUAUUUUAUUUUAUCAAUGACUUGCAUUUAAAUGUUACUUAUUUUAUCUACAUGUUUACUGUAUUUAUUCCAGAGCAUACAUAAAAAAAGCUGCAUGUAUGAAGAUCCUGAGCAUUGGAUAAAAAAGAACACAAGACUUUUGAAUGUAUUUAUGUAUUUAUAUAAUCCUGAAACAGAUAUUAUAAGAGUUCUUGUAUCUUACCUUCUAAUUUCUUAAUGUACAUUCCACCAUAUUUUUGACCAAAUAAACAUUUUGUUUCGUAUAAAAAGAAA